Erinaceus europaeus (western European hedgehog) is the source of this 1248-nucleotide messenger RNA. RefSeq lists its product as uncharacterized. The transcript has a single exon. The coding region runs from base 1 to 1023 and encodes 340 amino acids. NCBI's taxonomy places the organism in Eukaryota, Metazoa, Chordata, Mammalia, Eulipotyphla, Erinaceidae. The record is from RefSeq and is a predicted model, not a curated record.
AUGGUUAACUGCACGUUAUGUGAAUUGUGCCUUAACAAAUAUAUAUAUACCCCCAAAAAGUCCACCUAUGUAACACUCUUUGACCCCGUCCCGGGAAGAGGCAGGAAACCCUCCUGCGUGAGCGAGGCAGCUCGUUGUGGGUGGGCGCGGGGAUGCGGCCCGCUCGCGGGGGGCGCGGCCAGGGGGCGGUCAGCCCCUCACCCCAUCCGCACGCCCCGGAGGAGUCGGGGCUUCGGCUGUGUCUGUUUUAAUAGCCCGGGAGCCCGCGGAGAAAGCCGGCGGCGCGGACGGGCGGGCCGGGGUGUGUGGGCGCCCGACGCGGGACCUCGGCCUCGGGAAGAGGGAGCAGGAAAAGCCAAAGGCAGCCCCGGACCGAGCGCUCGAUCCUGCAGACGCCCCCGGGCGGGGUUCACAGGACGGGGGUGCAGGAGCCAGCAGGGCUGCCGCAGCACCUCGGCGCGCCUUGCAGUCCCCAGCGCUCGGGGUUCGACUUUCCCGAGUCCGGGAGCCAUUCGAUCAGCUCGGGACCAUGGGGCCGGGCGGCGUCGGCGCGGGCGCGGCUUAGGAGGCUGCCAGCAGCGGCGAGUGGCAGCGAGGCCUUCGAUAGCUCAGUUGGUAGAGCGGAGGACUGUAGUGGGGCAGCCGUGGCAAUCCUUAGGUCGCUGGUUCGAUUCCGGCUCGAAGGACUUCGUACGAUUUUUUUUUUUUUUUCUCCCGCUCCUCUGCGACCACCCGCCCGAUGGGGUGGGUUUUCCCGGGCCCCGAUAUGGGUGCAGCUGGCUUGUGGGUGGGGUGGGGGGACAAAGCUGCGGGGCAGAAACCGGCUCUGGCUUCGGGACCGGGUGUGUCACUAUCACUCCGGGCAGGGACGGUCGGCCUGCGCAGAAUUCCGCCGGGCCGCGCCCCGCGCCUGCGCCGCUCCCCGCACCCAGCGUCGCCGGCCGGGCGCUGCAGCCUGUAAGGCGGAGGGAAGGGAGGCAGCCCAGUCGGGGGAUUAGCUCAAAUGGUAGAGCGCUCGCUUAGCAUGCGAGAGGUAGCGGGAUCGAUGCCCGCAUCCUCCACUCGGCUUUUUGCCUCCGCGGCGGGCUACCCCCGCGGGUGCAGGGGAGCCGACGAGCGCACGGGGGCUCCGCGGGGAUCCCUCUUCUCACUGGCUCCGCGCUUAUUCUGCAGGCGAGGCUUUUCCAGGUCCCCCUUCGGCCACUUUUGUCACUUCCCUUCCCGGGAGGGCGGGGCAGGCCGUUAACC